AUGGCAGAGACAUUCGACAUGAAUGAAAAAAAGACACCCAAUAGCGACAUUGAGUCGUUUGCCGACCACGGACAGCGAGAAGUCACGGUGGAAGAAGGCAGCUCUGAAGAGCUCGUUUUCUCCCUCGGUCUGGGCGGCUUGCUCCGAAAGCUUGCUGUGUCUGGAGUCGAGAUGCGUGGACUAGAGCCCGUUCCAGUAGAGAAACGAACGCACACCAAGUAUUACAACAUCUUUACACUCUUUGGAGGAUCCUUCACUUCCAUUCUGCCUUUGAGUAUUGGCACAACGCCAACACUUGUCUUCGGCCAAAGUUUCCGCGAUGCGGCAAUUAUGAUCGUGACAAUGCAGGCUCUAUUCAUCAUUCCCACGCUCUACAUCUUGACUCUAGCUCCUCAGCUAGGCAUGCGGCAGUCUGUCCAGUUUCGUUAUGUCUUUGGGAAAUAUCUAAAUGCUCUUCUAUCAAUCAUCAUUAUACUCGAGAUCGGAAUAUACGCUAUCAUCGCUGCUGUUGGUGGAGCCGAGUGUCUUUCAGCAGUCCGUCCUGGCACCCUUCCUGUCGAAGCAGCAAUUGCGAUAAUCUUUAUCGUCGCUUUCUGCAUUGCCUUUGUCGGCUACUCUGCAGUUCAUUUCGUCUGCCAAUAUAUCUGGAUCCCAAACAUCAUCGCACUGCUUGUGCUCGUAGGCUGCGCAGGGAGCCAGCUGCAUAAUCAGGCUCCGGCCUCCUCCUCGAGCGCGGCGCCUUGGCUGGCGACAGUAUCAAUCUGUGCUUCCAAUAUGGCUACCUGGGGCACCAUCAUCGGCGAUUAUACUUGCUACAUGCCUCCAAAGGCCCCCAAGCUCCGCUUAGUGUUCUAUUGUGUGAUGGGCUUAUACGUCCCAUUCACUCUGUUCAUGCUUCUUGGUGCUGCUAUCGGUGGAUCUAUCACGGUUAUUCCUUCCUGGGGCGCUGCUUAUGCCGAAGGUAGUCUAGGCGGUGUUCUCGGUCAGAUAUUGACAUCUCGCGUUGGCGGUUUCGGACGCUUCUUGCUGGUCAUUCUCGGAUUCUCCAUCGUCACCACCUCUGCACGAGACAUGUAUAGCAUUUCGCUCUUCACGGUGGCAGUCAUUCCCUGGCUCCGUCACGUCCCUCGAGUGCUGAUCUUGGUCUUCGCUUCCGGAGUCAUGAUUGGUGUUGGAAUCGCAGCGUCAAGAUCAUUCCUCCCGUCGCUCAGCACGCUUGUGAGUAUAGCAGGUUAUAUCACAGCCCCGAGUGUGAGUGUGUUUCUUGUCGAAUGGUUUGUGUUCCGCAAAGCGAAUCCUGCCAGCGUGGAUCCGGCAAUCUGGGACAACGCAUCCGCGUUACCGACUGGAAUACCGGCUGUGAUUUCGAUAAUAGCUCCGUGGGGUCUCAUUGUUCCGUCCAUGUCAACUGUUUGGUAUGUUGGACCGAUUGCUGCUCGCGUUGGAGAUUUGGCUUGGGAACUGGGAGCUGUCAGUGCUAUUCUGUUUUAUUUGCCACUGCGAGCUGCUGAUAUAAAAGUCAGGGGUCGGUUGUAG
Messenger RNA from Fusarium musae, 1536 nucleotides. RefSeq lists its product as uncharacterized. Bases 1 to 1536 code for a protein of 511 amino acids. Gene Ontology annotation, cellular component: plasma membrane. The transcript has 3 exons. Gene Ontology annotation, molecular function: transmembrane transporter activity. Lineage: Eukaryota; Fungi; Ascomycota; Sordariomycetes; Hypocreales; Nectriaceae. Gene Ontology annotation, biological process: transmembrane transport. The record is from RefSeq and is a predicted model, not a curated record.